Messenger RNA from Xenopus laevis (African clawed frog), 1038 nucleotides. Its product is annotated as olfactory receptor 1020. Lineage: Eukaryota; Metazoa; Chordata; Amphibia; Anura; Pipidae. Bases 1 to 1038 code for a protein of 345 amino acids. The transcript has 2 exons. The record is from RefSeq and is a predicted model, not a curated record.
AUGUGCAAGUCUGUUGGGCCUCAACUACUCAUGCUUCUGGUCAGAGAUUGCUGGGAAAAGGACAUUGAGCAGAAGAUGUUUCCCGGUUACUCUAUAAAGAAAAGAAACCAAACAUCUGUUACAGAAUUUCUGCUGUCAGGUUUAGUUGAUAACCACAACCUAAAUGGUAUUUUCUUUGUAUUCUUUUUAUUCAUAUACUUAGUGACAUUAAUUUGCAAUAUUUCCAUGAUUUCUUUAAUUUGCUGCUCCUCUACACUUCGGAACCCUAUGUAUUUUUUUCUGGGCCAUCUUUCUUUCUCAGACAUCUGCUAUUCUUCUGUCAUCACUCCUAAAAUAAUUAGCAACAUGGUUUCCAGGCAAAUGGUUAUAUCCUUUAAUGGCUGUGCUGCUCAGCUCUUCUUUUUUUGCCUAUUUGGUGGUACUGAAUGUUUCCUUGUAACUGUAAUGGCAUAUGAUCGUUAUGUGGCAAUUUGUAAUCCUUUACUUUAUGUCAUGAUUAUGAGCAGAGAUCUUCUGCUGAAACUGGUUGGCAUUGUCUAUUCCAGUGGAUUCCUAUUGUCAGCAAUACAAACAGGCUGUACUUUUCGUCUGUCUUUCUGUAAUUCGAACCAUGUCAAACAUUUCUUCUGUGAUAUCCCCGCACUGCUGAAGCUGUCCUGUACUAAUACUUUUAUUAGUGAAAUCAUUAUGUUUGUGUUAUCUGGUCUUCUUGGAACCUUUUCUGUUUUCAUUAUUUUGAUUUCCUAUGCCAACAUAAUAUCUUCUAUACUGAAAAUGCAGUCAUCUGAGGGGAGGCACAAAGCAUUUUCAACGUGCUCCUCUCACCUUGCAGUAGUCACUUUAUUUUUUGGAACAGCUUUAUUUGUGUAUUCAAGGCCCAUUUCUAGCUAUUCAAUUCAGAAAGAUAAUAUCCUAUCAGUAUUUUAUACUGUAGUCAUUCCAAUGUUAAACCCAAUUAUUUAUUGUCUUAGAAAUGCUCAGGUCAAAGCUGCUUUUAUGAAAACAAUACCCAAAACAUUUGGUCAUGGUUUCAAUUAA